Messenger RNA from Lathyrus sativus (Indian pea), 675 nucleotides. NCBI's taxonomy places the organism in Eukaryota, Viridiplantae, Streptophyta, Magnoliopsida, Fabales, Fabaceae. The record is from the annotation of a GenBank genome assembly.
AUGGAUUGGAAUAUUGAGAGGACGUUACCCUUUGUGCCUCCUCUAGAGUCUUCGUUAAGCUUGUUCUACAACUAUAACAACUACACUUAUUCAGGAAUGGAAGCUAGUGAAGUGGAAUUGGGUGAGAUUCAACAAAGGUGGCCUCCUGUGAUUAAUAAAGGAAAUAACUGCGGAGAGAAGAAGACGAAGAACAAGAAGAUAAAAUUAACAAGUAAUCAAGUUGAAACAUUGGAGAGGAGUUUUCAAGAUGAAAUAAAGUUAGCGCCUGAAAGAAAGAUGAAGCUUUCUGCUGAGUUAGGGCUUCAUCCUCGCCAAAUUGCUGUCUGGUUCCAAAAUAGGCGUACUAGGUGGAAGACCAAGCAGCUUGAAUAUUCAUGUGAUGUUCUUAAACACUCAUGUGACGUGCUUAAGCAAGAAAAUCAGAAGCUUAAAGAAGAGGUCAUGGAGUUGAAGGAAAAGCUAAAAGAGAAAGCUGAUGUGAGGACUCAAACAUUUGGUGAUGAAACAGUAGAAGGGUUUGGAGAGAUUGAAGGAUAUGAUCCACAUCCAAGUUUCCAAUUUCAACAAGGAACGACAAGUAGCAUUCAACAAGCUGCAGAGGGAUACAUCAACACUUCCUUUAUUAUUGAAGAUUUUGAAUUAGUUUCAUUGCAUCAGGAAUGUCAUUGGCCUUAG